Messenger RNA from Drosophila serrata, 3308 nucleotides. It is a transcript of the gene rt, whose product is annotated as Protein O-mannosyltransferase rt. NCBI's taxonomy places the organism in Eukaryota, Metazoa, Arthropoda, Insecta, Diptera, Drosophilidae. The record is from RefSeq and is a predicted model, not a curated record. Gene Ontology annotation, cellular component: membrane; endoplasmic reticulum. Gene Ontology annotation, molecular function: dolichyl-phosphate-mannose-protein mannosyltransferase activity. Gene Ontology annotation, biological process: protein O-linked glycosylation via mannose.
CGGUAUAAGCAGCAGCAGCGCAGAGGCAGCGGACGCAACAGAGACAGCGGCAGAGGUGAACCAUCGCGGUUCCAUGCGAACAUUGUGUCAGAGAUCUUUGGACGUGCAGGUUUAAACCAAGAAGCGAAAGAUAUAGAUAUCGCGCUACUAUAUCCGACAACCGUGUGUGUUGUGUGCGCGUAUCAGCAGCAAGGCCCACGAACGUGGCAAACGAAAAUAAAAGAAAACAAACCAAAACAUAAAAGAAACAAGAAGUGAUUUCUUAAUUAUCUCAUAUUUAUAUAUAUGUGUGUGUGUGUGUUAGUCGAUCGCUAAUUGAUAUGUGAAAGUGAAGGGAAGAAGUUGAGUAUGAAAACAAUGCGAGAAAGAAAUGCCCGCUAAAUUCCAAUGAGCAAAUCGCACGACUAAAACAAUAAUAAAAAACACCAUGUCUGCCACCUACACCAACACAAUUACGCAGCGCCGCAAGACGACCAAGUUAAAGCAGCAGCAGCAGCACCACCAACAACAACAACAACAACAACAGCAACAGCCACCAUGGGGCAGCGAUCUGAGCGAACCAAACGAAAGACUUCACUUUCGCAGCCGUUCAACAAACUCGACAAAGACAGCAACACCGCCACCAACAACAACAACAACAAUAACGCAAGCAUUAGCGGCAGCUGCAAACUCACCUUCACCAGUGUGCUGUAACGGUGGUUUAACGCUGCUCAACUGCUGCGUCGACGUCAACUGCCAUUUGAAUGCGCCGCUGCGCGGCAGCGUCAGCCGGCAUUCAUCGCAGACGGCAACGCCAACGCCAACGCCGACGCCAAAACAAGCCUCCCCCUCGCCCACCACCGAUCGUUCUCGCUCGGUCUCACGAUCGCCGUCUCGUUUGCGUUCUUCCUAUAAAAAACACAAGAGCGUUGCAGCAGCAGCAAGAGCAGCAGAUAAAGAGAAUAAAACAACAGCAGUUACACCGCCAUUUACCGUUAGCUUGAGCAUCGAUCUCUUUAGCUGGACUCUCUUUCUGUUGGCCUUCGGCACGCGCUUCUACAAGUUGGCAACACCGCCGCACAUUGUCUUCGAUGAACUUCAUUAUGGGAAGUACAUUUCUUUGUAUAUGCGCAACAUUUUCUUCUUUGACCAACAUCCGCCGCUGGGAAAACAAUUGAUUGCUGGGUUAGUUAGCCUGGCCGGCUAUGAUGGCAACUAUACAUUUUCCCGGAUCGGAGCAUCCUACUCGCCCCAAAUGCCCAUAUUCUGGUUUCGAUUUCUACCGGCUCUGUGUGGCAGUCUCCUCGCCCCCGCUGUCUACAAACUGUUGCAGGAGGCGAAGCUGAGUCGCUGGGCCUCGGCCAUUGGUGGUCUCCUUGUGGUUUUGGAUAAUUCACUGCUGACCCAAUCCCGGUUUGUGUUGAUGGAAUCGAUGCUAUUGCUGAGUAGUACCCUGGGCAUAGCCUGUCUACUCCGCUUCCAAAGAUGUCGCCUGGGAAGUGUCCAGUGGCUGCUGAGUGGAGCAGGAGCAGCUGUGCUUUUGGGUGCAGCGGGUUCCAUUAAGUACAUAGGAUUCCUGGCUUUGGGAUUGGCAUUCUAUUUGUUAUGUCGACACCUGUGGCAGCUGCUCUUUGAUGCACAAUUAACGAAUCGUCAACUGUGGAUGCACGCCCUAAGUCGCUUGUUCAUCUUCGUUGGCAUUCCUUUGGCAGUCUACAUAGGCGUAUUCUAUGCCCAUUUUCUGGCACUUUACAAGGCGGGACCACACGAUAGCAUCAUGACCAGCGCCUUUCAGGCCUCCCUGGAAGGUGGCCUGGCAUCAAUCACCCGAGGACAGCCAUUGGCCGUGGUCCAUGGUUCCCAGAUCACACUACGUCACACCCAUGGACGCACCUGCUGGCUGCACUCACAUGCAGCAGUAUAUCCCGUGCGUUAUCCAGACAAGAGGGGAUCCUCGCAUCAACAGCAAGUAACCUGUUACUCCUUCAAGGAUGUAAACAAUUGGUGGCUGGUGAAACGACCAAACAAGGAGAAUCUUGUAGUGGGAAAUAAGCCGGAUGUAAUAAGGCACGGCGAUGUCAUUCAGUUGGUGCAUGGAAUCACAAGCAGAGCUCUUAACUCUCACGAUGUGGCUGCUCCAAUGACCCCUCAAUGCCAGGAGGUUAGCUGUUACAUUGACUACGAGAUCAAAAUGGCCGGUGAACUGCUGUGGCGUGUGGAGAUUCUAAAUAGAGCCACCGAGGGCAACAAGUGGCAUGCCAUCAAAUCACAAAUCAGGCUUGUACACGAGUCCACGGGAGCAGCACUCAAGUUCACUGGUCGCCAAUUACCGGAUUGGGGCUUCAAUCAGCACGAAGUGGUGGCAGAUCGCGAGAAGAGUCAGGAGGAUACCAUUUGGAAUGUUGAAGAGCAUCGCUAUACGCAGACUGAGGAUCACCGGGAGCGGGAACGUCAGCUAAUGACCGCCGAGAUGAUACCCACAAAGAAGACACGUCUAUCCUUCUGGGAAAAGUUAAUCGAACUGCAGGCCAAGAUGCUCAUUCAAUCAAAGAGUGUGCCCAGCCACAUGUAUAGCUCAAUGCCGCACGAAUGGCCACUGAUGGACAAGGGCAUUGCCUACUGGGUGGACUCGGAGUCCAGUGCCCAGAUUUAUCUGCUGGGAAACUUAGUCAUCUGGUAUUCGGCCACUGCUGCACUUUUCUUUUACGCCCUUUUACUUGCCUUCUAUGCUAUACGUCGUCGACGUUUGUGCUUUGAUAUCUCGGAAUCGGAGUGGCAGCGCUUCCUCAUAGCCGGUGAUACCUUCUUUGUGGGUUACCUGAUGCACUAUCUGCCUUACUUCUUUGUGGAUCGCACUUUGUUCCUGCACAACUACUUGCCAGCCUUUGUGUUUAAGCUGCUCCUCUUGUGCUUUGUCAUCGAACAUGUGGAUUAUCUGCUACGAUUGAUCUGCACUGGACGUUGGAUUAACAUUGUGCGAGCUUAUCGCCUGGGCAUAAUCCUGUGGCUCCUGACUGUUCUAUCCAUUUUUGUCAAAUUCAUGCCGUUGAGUUAUGGAGCACGACAGAUGACCACAAAUGAGGUGCGAGAUUUACGCUGGAAGGAUACCUGGGAUUUUGUGUUACACAAGAAUCGUGCCCUGCACUGAGCGAAAAUAAGAAGACACACUUGCCAUCCCCGCGGCCAGAGAAAGAGAGAGAAAAAGUGCAAUGAAUAAUGUACAAUAGACUAGGAGACGUAGCUAAAGUUGAACUAGUGCUAAGCCAUAAAUUAUUUGACAUGUGAACAUACUCAUUUUGCAAGACCAAUUAAAGCAAAUUAUUUAUUUA